Molecule: messenger RNA, 2212 nt
Organism: Oryctolagus cuniculus (rabbit)
Lineage: Eukaryota; Metazoa; Chordata; Mammalia; Lagomorpha; Leporidae
Gene: LFNG
Product: LFNG O-fucosylpeptide 3-beta-N-acetylglucosaminyltransferase
Biological process (GO): pattern specification process
Cellular component (GO): Golgi membrane
Molecular function (GO): O-fucosylpeptide 3-beta-N-acetylglucosaminyltransferase activity
Source: RefSeq, a predicted model, not a curated record
GCGCUUCGGGAGCCGGAGCGGGAUCCGGGCGCGGGCCGCGGGGCGCGGGCGUGCGGGCGCACGGGCAGGCGCGGCGCGCGGCCGCCCCCUCAACCAUGCUCAAGCGCUGCGGCCGGCGCCUGCUGCUGGCGCUGGCCGGCGCGCUGCUCGCCUGCCUGCUGGUGCUCACGGCUGACCCGCCGCCGCCCCCGGUGCGGGCCGAGCGGGGCAGGCGCGCGCUGCGCAGCCUGGCGAGCCCCGCGGGGGCGGCCCCGGCGGCGGCGGCGGCUGCGGAGCCUCCGGGCGCGCUGGCCCGCGAGGUGCACAGUCUGUCCGCGUACUUCAGCCUGCUGGCCCGCGCGCGCAGGGACGCGGCACCCCCGCCCGGGCGCGCCCCUCGCCGGGUGGACGGCGCCCCGCGCGCCCCCGCCGAGCCGCUGGCGCCCCGCGACGUCUUCAUAGCUGUGAAGACUACCAGAAAAUUCCACCGCGCGCGCCUCGACCUGCUGCUCGAGACUUGGAUCUCGCGCCACAAGGAGUCGGCCUUCAUAUUCACCGACGGGGAGGACGAAGUCCUGGCCAGGCACACGGGCAACGUGAUCAACACCAACUGCUCGGCCGCCCACAGCCGCCAGGCUCUGUCCUGCAAGAUGGCCGUGGAGUACGACCACUUCAUCGCGUCCGGCCGGAAGUGGUUCUGUCAUGUCGAUGAUGACAACUACGUGAACCUUCGGGCCCUGCUGCGGCUGCUGGCCAGCUACCCGCACACGCAGGACGUGUACAUCGGCAAGCCCAGCCUGGACCGGCCCAUCCAGGCCACCGAGCGCAUAAGCGAGGAGCAGGUGCGCCCUGUCCACUUCUGGUUCGCCACCGGCGGAGCUGGCUUCUGCAUCAGCCGUGGGCUGGCCCUGAAGAUGAGCCCCUGGGCCAGCGGGGGCCACUUCAUGCACACAGCGGAGCGGAUCCGGCUGCCCGACGACUGCACCAUCGGCUACAUCGUGGAGGCCCUGCUGGGCGUGCCCCUCACCCGCAGCCGCCUCUUCCACUCCCACCUGGAGAACCUGCAGCAGGUGCCUGCCUUGGAGCUGCACGAGCAGGUGACCUUGAGCUACGGCAUGUUUGAGAACAAGCGGAACGCCGUGCCGGUGAAGGGGCCUUUCUCCGUGGAGGCCGACCCAUCCAGGUUCCGCUCCAUCCACUGCCACCUGUACCCGGACACGCCCUGGUGUCCCCCCGCCGCCGUGUUCUAGCCCGUCCCCAGGCGCCCCUGUGGUGGCCGUGCCUGUGGGAGCUGUGCGCCUGCCCGUGUGCAGACUGCUGGGCAGCUCUGCGCCGUGAGGAGCCGCUGAAGGCGCCGUGGUCCGCGUCCAGCCCUGCGUGGCAGAGAAGGGAGGGGAGGGGAGGUGUGCGUGCCGGGGCGCACCACGGACCUGGCCCGGUCGGAUCUCAGGGCGCCCGUGCAGGGAGGUGUGGUGCAGUGCCUGCAGCACCCCACAGCCCUGAGCCAUGAUUAGUGCAGGCGAUGCUGGUUCGAGGGUGAGGGGCCACGGCCCCUGUCCUGGGCACCGUGGGCCCCUCAGCGGCUGCCGUCCAGAGGUAGGGGCUAGCUCCCUGCCGGCGCCCCUGGGCGGGGUCUGCCCAGCCCCUCGAGGUCCCCUUUGUCUCCCCCUGAGUGUGGGGGGGUCAGAGCUGAGAAUUUGCUCUCCGAGGCGAGAGUGUCGCCCACAGUGGGCGUAUCUGUACAUAUGGUCGCAGUAUUUUUUACUGCGCUGGGUCUGGAAAAUGGGGGGAGAAAGGUGGGUGUGGGGGGGGCUUGUUCUUUGGGGGGUGGGUCUUAUUUUGUCUUUUCUGUGGAUCAGAAAAAGCAGAAGCCAAACUCGGGGUUCCUGUCGUUUCCGAAGCGGCCGUGGGACAAGAAGGCUGCCCCCUCCCCACCGUGUGAUGGUCCCAGCAUCUGGGACCUGGUGGCCGCCCCUCCUGCCAGCGCAGCUGGGCUCACCUGUCCUGGGGGCGGGCUGGUAUUCUCUCUCUCCCUCUCCCUCUCUCUCUCUCUCUCUCCCCUCCCUCUCUCCCUCUCUCUCUCUCCCUUUUCUCCCUCUCCUCCCUCUCUCUCUCUGCCUCUCUGCAAAGACGUAGCCAGGAAAGCAGACGCCAGGGGAAUCGCGCUCAGGGAAUGGAAGUGUUGUUGCUAUGGUGACGUCAUUUGCUGUGAAUAAAGGUGCUGUGUGCCGCG